Messenger RNA from Spinacia oleracea (spinach), 1406 nucleotides. RefSeq lists its product as uncharacterized. NCBI's taxonomy places the organism in Eukaryota, Viridiplantae, Streptophyta, Magnoliopsida, Caryophyllales, Amaranthaceae. The transcript is spliced from 3 exons. Bases 156 to 1253 code for a protein of 365 amino acids. The record is from RefSeq and is a predicted model, not a curated record.
UAUUUCUUCCCAUUCACUAUUCAAUCUAAUUUUUUAAGCUGAAAAAAAACAAAAAAAAAAAACAUAUACGCAAUAAAAAUAAAAAUUCCUUCUUACCUACUUUAUUUAAAAUAAAGUUAAUUUUCUGAUUAAUUUUAUUUAAAAACAUAUACGCAAUGGGAUCACACAUAUUAAAGAUAAUUGUGUUUCUCCAUAUAUUAAUAAUUGUUGAAGCAUAUCUUUUAGGAGUUGUAAUAGCAGCAGGAGCCACAGGGAAAGCUAAAGAAGCAGCUGGAAUGGCCAUGAAAAACAAUAAAGGGCAAGAAUGGAGCAAAUCUUCAAAUGAUAAGUCAUUUGGAAAUCCAUUGAAUAACACACAUGAUCUAUCGUAUGGAAAGAAUUCAAGCCAAGACUCAAACGAGACUUUUGAUCUAUCUUCCGCGGAAAAGAGAAACACCCCCGUCCAAACUUCACAAGAUGGUCGUAAGCCAUUUGGAUCUCCCCCCAACGACAACAACAACAACAAAACAUCUGAUCAACGUUUACAAAAAUCUUCAAGAAACCAAUUCGACAACAACAAAACAUAUGAUCAACGUUUACAAAAAUCUUCAAGAAACCAAUUCGACAACAAAAAAACAUCCGAUCAACAUUUACAAAAAUCUUCAAGAAACCAAUUCGACAACAACAAAACAUCUAAUCAACGUUUACAAAAAUCUUCAAGAAACCAAUCCGACAACAACAAAACAUCUGAUCAACGUUUACAAAAAUCUUCAAGAAACCAAUUCAACCAGCUACCCAUCACCGUACCUUCAUGGAAAACACUCAACGAUUCCGAGCAACACUCCCCUAGAAUGUCGCCAUCGUCAACCAAGAAGAGUUCAAGCAAAGCUUCGAAAACCCGAACAUCGUCUAAGAAAUCUUACAAACAUUAUCACGAGCACGGAUCAAAGACACAUUCAAGAACAACCUCGAAAAAAUCUUAUUCAAAGCAAAAAUAUGGCAAGUAUUCUACAGAAUCAGUUGAUCGAAAAUCAAGUCAAGAUCUCAAAAUAAAGACAAAAACAAGCUCAAGAAAAAGUUCAGUUGGUUUAAGUUAUUCAUUAAGACAUGGAUUAGGAAAACCGCGUACCCAAUCUCUUAGAGUAACCCCGAUUAAGAGUUCACCAUCAUCUCCUUCUUCCAUCAAGUCAUCAACUCAUGGGUCUUACGAUAAACGUACAUUCCAAGGAUCUAGGAAGCUUCUACCCAAUGCCCAAUUGGAAUUUCUUAAUUAAGAUCGAUAUGCUUUUUAAUAAAGUUAUAUGUAUGCCCAGUAGAAUAAAUUAAAAUAGAUAAUUGUUCUAGCUAGUGUUUUUUUUUCAGAGGGGAAGAUUCACAAACAUUUUGAACUUUUUCUCUCUCAAAAUUAAUAAUAUAAUUUUGUCAUA